This is a messenger RNA of Melopsittacus undulatus (budgerigar), 1044 nucleotides long. It is a transcript of the gene MRM2, whose product is annotated as mitochondrial rRNA methyltransferase 2. Gene Ontology annotation, cellular component: mitochondrion. Bases 143 to 751 code for a protein of 202 amino acids. Lineage: Eukaryota; Metazoa; Chordata; Aves; Psittaciformes; Psittaculidae. Gene Ontology annotation, biological process: RNA methylation. Gene Ontology annotation, molecular function: rRNA (uridine-2'-O-ribose)-methyltransferase activity. The record is from RefSeq and is a predicted model, not a curated record. The transcript is spliced from 3 exons.
GGCGGGCUGAGGCGGCCGCCAUGGCGGCGGGGCGGGCUGCUGCUGCCGCCGGGGCUGUUGGCAUUUAGUGAGCAAAUGUCUCCACACCACGGUGAGGUCUCUGAAGAAAACUGGCACUGAGCACCGGUGGCUGGAGCGGCACAUGAAGGAUCCCUUUGUCAAGGCAGCGAAGCAGCAGCAUUACCGCUGCCGAAGUGCCUUCAAGUUACUGGAAAUUGAUGACAAGCUUCAUGUUCUUCGUCCAGGACUUUCCGUUCUUGACUGUGGAGCAGCGCCUGGUGCUUGGAGUCAGGUUGCUGUAGAGAGAGUCAAUGCCUUAGGUACCGAUCCUGCUGUCCCCACUGGUUUUGUCCUUGGUGUUGACCUCCUUCGGAUUGCUCCUCUGGAAGGAGCAGUCUUCCUGUCAAAGGCUGACAUUGCUGACCCAAACACGCUGAGGACGAUUCAGAGUCUGCUUCCUGCAGAGAAGGUGGAUGUUAUCUUGAGUGACAUGGCACCUAAUGCGACAGGCAUCAAAGAACUGGAUCACCAGAAGCUGAUCAGUCUAUGUUUAGGCCUUCUGAAGGUAUCCCAAAGUAUUUUAAAGCCAAAAGGAACACUGCUCUGUAAAUUCUGGGAUGGGUAUGAGUCCCGUCUUCUGCAGAACAGACUGAAGGAGCAGUUCCAAGAUGUGAGAAUUAUAAAGCCUCAGGCCAGCCGGAAGGACUCUGCUGAAUCUUACUAUUUGGCAAGACUGUACAAAGGGAAAUGAAGGCUAAAAACUGCAGAUUAUUCACUGGAAACCCAAUUCUGGUGUGUGUUUAAUGGAAAAUCCCACCAUUCAGACCCUGGGGAGAUCUGCCAGGACUGUUACAAAGUACAUCACAUACAAAAAUAACCAGUGUGGUGUCCUGCUGCCUGUAUCUGCUAAUUAUCCCAGCAGAGGCAUCCAAUCUAACUUCUCACCUGUGGAGAGAACAGUUGGGAAUGGAGAGGAGCAAUCUGAAAGGUGACCUCUGGGGCUUGGAGUAAUGGAAACGGGAAUAAAACAAUGAUUUAACGAGG